Molecule: messenger RNA, 303 nt
Organism: Striga asiatica
Lineage: Eukaryota; Viridiplantae; Streptophyta; Magnoliopsida; Lamiales; Orobanchaceae
Source: the annotation of a GenBank genome assembly
AUGAUUCUUGGCUCAACAUCAAGAAACUAUGGUUUUAACGAUGUAUCCGUUCGAUCCAUCAUAUUGCACUCCAAUCUUGGCAGUACAUCCUACCCUGUUGGACACCCUACGUCUCGUCACAUGACCUGUAGCAUGUCUCGUAGAACUGAUGACAUCAUGAUGCUUAUACCCCUCCCGGGAGCACACGAGGUAUUUCCAAAUAACCGUCUUGGUCUUGUCAUGUGCUUUCACCAAUGUGCUAUGUCUCACGUCAAAACCAACACUAAGAGCAUAAGUCUUGUAGAAGUUCACCGCUUUAUGUAA